AGGAGUCCGAGGGAGGGUCUGGGGGGCUCUGAGGGCUCGGUGGCCGCCAUGGACUCCCCGGAGCCCCUCGGGGACUACAACUCCCACCAUGCCCCGCGCACCGGGGCGGAAAUGCCCUCACUUCCCAUCAUGCCCCGCGGUACCGAGGCGGAAGCGCCUCUCGUUCCCACCCCCAGGAACUCCAUUUCCCGUCAUGCCCCGCGCCCGCCACCGGAAAUCCAGAACUACCCGCUCCGAGACGGCUUCGGCCCCGCUCCUGCUCCCUGAUCCCGGUCCUUGAUCCCAAAUCCCUAUCCCAGAAGUGAAGCCUUUGUUUCCUGCGGGACCGAGGCCCAAGUGUCGCUCCGUCACAUACUUAGAACUACAUUUCCCAUCAUGCACCGCGCCCAGGAUAGGAAAUCCGGCCUCGCCUCAGGAGCUGCCCGGGCCGAGGUCGCUCCGGUCCCGCUCGCACUCUCAGUCACAAUCCCUUUUCCCGAUCCCGAUCGUUGAUCCCAAUCCCGGGCGCGAAGCCAUCCCGGGAACUCCAUUUCCCAUCAUGCCCCUCCACUCUGAACUCCAUUUCCCGUCGUGCCCCGCGGCCAACGCCGGAAACCCAGACCCUCUCCUGUCCCACUCCCGCUCCCCGAUCCCAAAUCCCGCUCCCAGAAGCGAAACCGUUGUUUCCCGAUCCCAAUCCCGGGAGCGAAGCCCUGCGAUGGAAUCCCGGGACGGAUCGCUACCAUCCCGGGAACUCCCAUUUCCCAUCAUGGUCCCCUCGCAUCUCUGAACUACAUUUCCCAUCAUGCCCCGCGCCCGGCCCCGGAAAUCCGGCGCCGCCUGAGGAGCCGCCCGGGCCCCUCAUCCCAAAAAUCCCCGAAUAAAAAUCCCGAAUCAAAUCCCAAAUCCCGGCCCGGCGGCCCCGCCGGCGCCAUGGGGUGCACGCUGAGCGCCGAGGACAAGGCGGCGGUGGAGCGGAGCAAAAUGAUCGACAGGAACCUCCGCGAGGACGGCGAGAAAGCGGCCAAGGAGGUGAAGCUGCUGCUGCUCGGCGCGGGCGAGUCCGGGAAGAGCACCAUCGUGAAGCAGAUGAAGAUCAUCCACGAGGACGGCUAUUCCGAGGAGGAGUGCCGGCAGUACCGGGCCGUGGUUUACAGCAACACCAUCCAGUCCAUCGUGGCCAUCGUGCGCGCCAUGGGCCGGCUGCGCAUCGACUUCGGGCACCCGGCUAGGAGUGACGAUGCCCGGCAGUUGUUUGUCCUGGCGGGCAGUGCCGAGGAGGGGACGAUGACGGCCGAGCUGGCCGGGCUGAUCCAGCGCCUCUGGAGCGAUCCCGGCGUGCAGGCCUGCUUCGGCAGAUCCCGGGAAUACCAGCUCAACGACUCCGCCUCCUACUACCUCAAUGACCUGCAGAGGAUCUCCCAGCAGAGCUACAUCCCCACCCAGCAGGACGUGCUGCGCACCAGGGUCAAAACCACGGGCAUUGUGGAGACCCACUUCACCUUCAAGGACCUCUACUUCAAGAUGUUUGACGUGGGGGGGCAGCGCUCGGAGCGCAAGAAGUGGAUCCACUGCUUCGAGGGCGUCACUGCCAUCAUCUUCUGCGUGGCCCUCAGCGACUACGACCUGGUGCUGGCCGAGGACGAGGAGAUGAACCGGAUGCACGAGAGCAUGAAGCUCUUCGACAGCAUCUGCAACAACAAGUGGUUCACCGACACCUCCAUCAUCCUCUUCCUCAACAAGAAGGACCUGUUCGAGGAGAAGAUCCGCAAGAGCCCCCUCACCAUCUGCUACCCCGAGUACUCAGGCUCCAACACGUACGAGGAGGCGGCCGCCUACAUCCAGUGCCAGUUCGAGGAGCUGAACCGGCGGCGGGACACGAAGGAGAUCUACACGCACUUCACCUGCGCCACCGACACCCGCAACGUGCAGUUCGUGUUCGACGCCGUCACCGACGUCAUCAUCAAGAACAACCUCAAGGAGUGCGGCCUCUACUGAGGGAGCGCCGGGAACGGCGCCGGGAACGGCACCGGGAAUGAACGGCGGCCCCGGAGCGGGAGAGGCGUCGGCACAACCUCCCUGCUUCCCGGGGACCUGCCCGGGCACCGGGAUUUGGGGAGUGGGGGUGGAGCCUCCUGGGAUGAGGUGGAGUCUUCUGGAAUGGGGGUGGAGCCUCUCGGCAUCGCUGGAAAAUGAGAUCUGCCUUUGUUCCACCGGGAUUCCAGCGGGAUUCCAAUGGGAUUUCAGUGGGAUUCCAACAGCAUUCCAACCAGAUUGCAGCCUGAUUCUGGCCAGAUUCCAGCCCUUGGAUUCCAGCAGGAUUCCUGUGGGAUUCCAGCCUGAUGAUUCCUGUGGGAUUCCAACCAGAUUCCAGCCCUUGGAUUCCAGCCUGAUUCCUGUGGGAUUCCAGCCUGAUUCCAGUGGUAUUCCAGCAGGAUUCCAGUGGGAUUCCAGCCUGAUGAUUCCUGUGGGAUUCCAACCAGAUUCCAGCCCUUGGAUUCCAGCUGGGUUCCAGCCCAAUUCCGACCAGAUUGCUGCCAGAUCCCAGCCUGAUUCCAGUGGCACUCCAGCCAGAUUCCAGUAGGAUUCCAACCAGAUUCCAGCCCAAUUCUGGACAGAUUCCACCUAGAUUCCAGCCCUUGGAUUCCAGCCCAAUUCCAGCCUGAUUCCAGUGGCAUUCCAACCAGAUUCUGACCAGAUUCCAGCCCUUGGAUUCCAACUGGAUUCCAGCCCAAUUCCAACCAGAUUGCAGCCAGAUUCCAGCCUGAUUCCAGUGCAAUACCAGUAGGAUUCCAACCCAAUUUCAGCCUCAUUCCAGUGGGAUACCAUCCUGAUUCCAGGGGCAUUCCAACUAGAUUCCAGCUCUUGGAUUCCAGAUGGAUUCUCACCAGAUUGCAGCCUGAUUCCAGCGGGAUUCCAGUGGGAUUCCAGCCAGAUUCCAGCCCUUGAAUUCCAGCUGGAUUCCAGCCCAAUUCCAAGCAGAUUCCAGCCUGAUUCCAGUGGCAUUCCAGCCUGAUUCCAGUGGCAUUCCAAGCAGAUUGCAGCCCUUGGAUUCCAGCCUGGUUCCAGCCCAAUUCCAGCCUCAUUCCAGCCUGAUCCCAGCCCUUGGAUAUGUAGCUCUCUCUUCCUUUUUUCUCCCCCAUCCCUCUGUUUUUUUAAGGUUAUUUUGGGUGGUUUUGUUCCACGCAGGAAACUUUCCCUUCCCUAAACUUUGUUGCUCUCAGCCUUGUUUUAAAAAUAAUAAUAAAAAAACCAAGAAUAAUUAAAAAAAAGACCCAAAAAAACCCCACCAAAAAAACAA
This is a messenger RNA of Myiozetetes cayanensis, 3280 nucleotides long. RefSeq names its product G protein subunit alpha i3 (gene GNAI3). Lineage: Eukaryota; Metazoa; Chordata; Aves; Passeriformes; Tyrannidae. Gene Ontology annotation, biological process: adenylate cyclase-modulating G protein-coupled receptor signaling pathway. The coding region runs from base 913 to 1977 and encodes 354 amino acids. The record is from RefSeq and is a predicted model, not a curated record. The transcript is spliced from 9 exons. Gene Ontology annotation, molecular function: GTPase activity; G protein-coupled receptor binding; G-protein beta/gamma-subunit complex binding. Gene Ontology annotation, cellular component: heterotrimeric G-protein complex.